GAGAUCCUGUUUGAAAACGCGGGAAAGUUUGAUUACAGAACAGGCAGCAGCAACCUGACCAGAAACAUGAAGAAUGAAGUGAAGACCUUGACCCUGGAUCUGAUAGGUCAGGUUGAGGGGUCACAGAGACUACCUACCAUUAAGUCCCUCAUGUUAUCAGAUUACAGUUUAGAGGAGCUUCCAAUGGGCAUCCUCAAGCAUAUGAAGAAUCUCAAAGUCCUUGACCUUUCCCGCAACAAGAUAAAGACCUUUCCAGAUGUGACCUUGAAAACUUUGGAGACCCUUAAUGUCUCGGAAAACCACCUUGAAUCAGUGGACUUUGUCAGGAAUCUCCCCAACCUCAAAGAACUUGUGAUGGAGGGAAAUCCCAGCUUGCACAGUAAACACAAAGUAGAGGCCGUCCUUAAGUGUCCGAGCUUGUUGAAGAUAGACGAUGACAAUGUUAGUUACAUUCACAAACAAAUCCAAUGCAUGAGAGAGAAAUGGCAAAAUCAGGUGCAAGCCAAAUUUGAGGUGCUUUUUGAGGAGAAGUUCACAGAAAAGAUGACUGAUGACGAAUUCCUGCACACAGUGACUGAAUUCAAGAACACCAUCAAAGCUGAUGCUUUGUUUGCCAGUGCCACUUCAGAGGCAGAGAAAAUCAUUAUUGAUCAGGUUGUUCAGGAAACAUCAGAGGACGCUCGCUCAGGCAAACUCUUCAACUCUAAUCAUCGAGCUCCCGGAACACCCAGAAGUGCUCGAUUGUCCAGGAAGCUCAGCUGUAACUCGCCAAGAUCACCUAGUGCCGUAGCCACCACACCAAAACGAAGCAGGGGUCCCUCACAGUCAUCCUUACUGGAGUCCCCCACAAUAAAGAUGCUCAAAACCCCGAUAUCCCCCAUCACUACUCCAAACAAGAGGAAGAGGCGACGCGACAGUGAUGAGGAAUCUGUGUCAAAGCAAGACAGGAAGUACUCCCCAGUCACCUGGACGAUGAGGAAGAAGUCCGCUGUGGAGCACAAUCUGCUCUCAGUGCCUCCCUUAGCUGACUAUGAUCCUGUUUAUUUCCUGAGGUGUCACUCAGAGAAAAAUGACCCAGCGGACGAGAUAACUAAAGUCUGGAAGUGUGCUUUUGAGCCUCGUAUUGAAGAUCCUAAUAAGACGACCAAUAUGUUGGCUACGUGCGGGGGACAGAAGGUGUGCCUAAUUGACUGUAACACGGGGAAGGUGAUGAAACGCUACAGAGAUGACAAUAAAUACGAGUGCUUCUACACCUUAGCAUGGACGACAGUUCAACUUAAAAACAGCAAGCAGGAAAAGACUAACUUGUUGGCUGUAGCAGGUCAGAGUGCAGACAUCCGGUUGAUCCACCCCUCACAGUUCGUGAUGUAUGCUACACUAGAAGGUCACAGAAAGUAUGUCAGCUGCUUGACCUUUCACCCCAAACAACCCACAAUCCUUUUUAGUGGCAGCAGUGAUAGAAAGAUUAUCAUGUGGGACAUCGGAAUUCCGGACAUGAGAGACUAUAAUGUACUGUACAAGAAACUGCAUGUGCUUCAAGCCCCAGACACCGACGCCCUGAAUCUGGUGCUGAGCAUGCCCAGCCAAACCCUGCUGGCCGGGUGUGAGGACUCCUGUUAUGGUUGGAAGGCAGACAGAUUGGACAAAAUAUCUAAGGACCCUGAUUAUCACUUCUACCUGCCCAAAGUAUCCAAUGAUACUGAGAGCAAUGCCAGCACAGAUCGGGAGACAGUGGACGGAUUAACUGCCCUACAGAAUGGCAAUGUUGGGACCAAGUGUGUUGGAGAUGACAUUAUCAGCAUUUGGAAUGUCAAGGAGCAACUGCUAUCCAAAGAAAAUCAAAAGACAGACAGAAGGAAGGUCAAGACAAUCGGGGUCAAACCGACAGCUCUUCUCCACUACACCAAACAGGAAGUGGACUACAUCAAUGUGGGGGCAACUGGUGGUUUGAUGGUGGUAGGUGAUGACAGUGGUAAUCUGAGGUUGUACAAUGUGGAAGAGCUCACUAACAGAAAAUCAAGGUCAUGUGAUGACAUACUGCAGCCCUCCAGGAUUUUGGAGUGGCCUGAAGUGAAAGAAGGACCUGUGAAACCAUUUUGUCAGAAAGAGGCAAUCAUUGUCAACAGUGCUUGUGCAAGUCAUGAUGAGGAGUAUAUUGCAUGCGGGACAGACAACAACCUGGUUUGUAUCUGGAAGAAACAGCAAGGAAGCUGUGAGGAGGAGGAUAUGUGUAGCUGAGGGGUGUGUCAUUGAUUGAGGAUGAAAUGC
Molecule: messenger RNA, 2268 nt
Organism: Ostrea edulis (European flat oyster)
Lineage: Eukaryota; Metazoa; Mollusca; Bivalvia; Ostreida; Ostreidae
Product: leucine-rich repeat and WD repeat-containing protein 1-like
Exons: 19
Coding region: 67-2238 (723 amino acids)
Biological process (GO): chromatin organization; establishment of protein localization to chromatin
Cellular component (GO): nuclear origin of replication recognition complex
Molecular function (GO): chromatin binding; protein binding
Source: RefSeq, a predicted model, not a curated record